CAGGAACUUUGGCGGAACGGAAUAUCCCAGAAGCUCAUGGGUUUGAGCUGAGGAGGGUCGUCGAGAGGAAUUGAUGGGACGGCAUACAUGUUAAAUGCUUCCUUAAAUACCGUGGAGCUUUCCACCCUUACCUGCCAUCCUCCCAUCCCCUUCACACCAAACCCGAUUUUCUACGUUCAUCUCAUAAGUAACUUAAGUCACUUCAACAUGAUAGCCUCACUAGUCGCUUUAAUUUUUGCACUGUCAGUCUAUACUGUCGGAGCCACUUAUCACACAGGAUGUUACAAUUAUUUCCUCAACCUAGAUGGGUGUGUCCACGCUGCCAACGAUCCAAAAGUCCGAUGUGGGGCUAACAAAACCACCAACGCACCUGUUCACGCAUUCUCGGGCCCCCAAGCGCCUCCUAACCAGACUCCCUUGGUCAAGCGAUACGACACCAAAUUGCCGCCCUUUCAAAUCGGUCAAAUCGGCGGCAGAGGACCAGUCUGCAAGAAAUAUAAUUCUGAUAGGGACCUAGCAGUAUGUCUCUGGAAUGGACCAGACCACAAGAAACACACAGCAGAAUCAUCUGGUUGGCUCAAUGAGGCAAAGACAUCCAACUGUGGAAAAAGAGUUUAUGUCAUGAGAAAGACCGAUACCUCGAACAUUCAAUACGCCCAGAUUGUUGAAGGCUGCGACUUUCCUACCAAAAAUUUCACGAUCGGUUGUGCCCAAAUUGGUCUUUCCAAUGCGUUGUUCGACAAGUUCCACCCAACACCCAAAGAAAAGAAUCAGCGCUUCCUUGACACUCCAAUGAUCUGGGACUAUGACUCUUUCAAUGGCCAACAUACUCAACAGGCCCCAGUCUGA
Puccinia graminis f. sp. tritici CRL 75-36-700-3 is the source of this 849-nucleotide messenger RNA. RefSeq lists its product as uncharacterized. The record is from RefSeq and is a predicted model, not a curated record. The transcript has 9 exons. Bases 88 to 849 code for a protein of 253 amino acids. Lineage: Eukaryota; Fungi; Basidiomycota; Pucciniomycetes; Pucciniales; Pucciniaceae.